Molecule: messenger RNA, 4608 nt
Organism: Fukomys damarensis (Damara mole-rat)
Lineage: Eukaryota; Metazoa; Chordata; Mammalia; Rodentia; Bathyergidae
Gene: Vps39
Product: VPS39 subunit of HOPS complex
Exons: 25
Coding region: 170-2797 (875 amino acids)
Biological process (GO): endosomal vesicle fusion; vesicle-mediated transport; intracellular protein transport
Cellular component (GO): cytoplasm; membrane
Molecular function (GO): protein binding
Source: RefSeq, a predicted model, not a curated record
GGGGCGGGGCUAACGCGACAGGAAGUCCUUCGCGAAGACGGAUGUGUAGCAGAAGGACCUGUAGUGGCCGACCAGUGGAUCCCUGUCUAUCCUUUUCCUCUAUUCCGGUUCUAACUACAAACCCUCCCCAUUUUGGUGAGACAGGGGCGGCGAGUCUCUUAUCGCCGCCAUGCACGACGCUUUCGAACCGGUGCCGAUCCUAGAGAAGCUACCUCUGCAAAUCGACUGCCUGGCUGCUUGGGAAGAAUGGCUUCUUGUUGGAACCAAACAAGGACAUCUCCUUCUCUAUAGGAUUCGGAAGGAUGUUGGUUGCAACAGAUUUGAGGUAACUCUAGAGAAAUCCAAUAAGAAUUUUUCCAAGAAGAUUCAACAGAUCCAUGUGGUUUCCCAGUUCAAGAUUCUGGUCAGCUUGUUAGAAAACAACAUUUAUGUCCAUGAUCUCUUGACGUUUCAACAAAUCACUAUAGUCUCAAAGGCAAAGGGAGCAUCGCUGUUCACCUGUGACCUCCACCACACAGAGACUGGCGAGGAGGUGUUGCGGAUGUGUGUGGCAGUAAAAAAGAAACUGCAGCUCUAUUUCUGGAAGGACAGGGAGUUUCAUGAAUUGCAGGGGGACUUUAGUGUACCAGAUGUGCCCAAGUCUAUGGCCUGGUGUGAAAAUUCCAUCUGUGUGGGUUUCAAGAGAGACUACUACCUAAUCAGGGUGGAUGGAAAGGGGUCUAUCAAAGAGCUCUUCCCAACAGGAAAACAGCUGGAACCUUUAGUCGCACCUCUGGCAGAUGGGAAAGUGGCUGUGGGUCAGGAUGAUCUCACCGUGGUACUCAAUGAAGAGGGAAUCUGCACCCAGAAGUGUGCCCUGAACUGGACAGACAUCCCGGUGGCCAUGGAGCACCAGCCCCCCUACAUCAUCGCAGUGUUGCCUCGAUACGUGGAGAUCCGCACAUUUGAGCCAAGGCUUCUGGUCCAGAGCAUUGAACUGCAAAGGCCUCGUUUCAUUACCUCUGGGGGAUCAAACAUUAUCUAUGUGGCCAGCAAUCAUUUUGUUUGGAGACUCAUUCCUGUCCCUAUGGCAACCCAGAUCCAACAGCUUCUCCAGGAUAAACAGUUUGAAUUGGCCUUGCAACUCGCAGAAAUGAAAGAUUAUUCUGACAGUGAGAAGCAGCAGCAAAUCCAUCACAUCAAGAACUUGUACGCCUUCAACCUCUUCUGCCAAAAGCGCUUUGACGAAUCCAUGCAGGUUUUUGCUAAGCUUGGCACAGAUCCCACCCACGUGAUGGGCCUGUACCCUGACCUGCUGCCCACAGACUACAGAAAGCAGCUUCAGUACCCUAAUCCGCUGCCUGUGCUCUCAGGGGCUGAGCUGGAGAAGGCCCACUUAGCGUUGAUCGACUACCUGACGCAGAAACGAAGUCAGUUGGUGAAGAAGCUGAACGACUCUGACCACCAGUCCAGCACCUCCCCGCUCAUGGAAGGCACGCCCACCAUCAAGUCCAAGAAGAAGCUGUUGCAGAUCAUCGACACUACCCUGCUCAAGUGCUACCUCCAUACGAAUGUGGCCCUGGUGGCUCCCUUGCUGCGGCUGGAGAACAAUCACUGCCACAUUGAGGAGAGUGAGCAUGUGCUGAAGAAGGCUCACAAGUACAGCGAGCUGAUAAUCCUAUAUGAAAAGAAGGGGCUCCACGAGAAAGCUCUGCAGGUGCUGGUGGACCAGUCCAAGAAAGCGAACUCUCCUCUGAAGGGCCACGAGAGGACAGUGCAGUACCUGCAGCAUCUGGGCUCAGAAAACCUGCAUUUGAUUUUUUCCUACUCCGUGUGGGUGCUGAGAGACUUCCCAGAAGAUGGCCUGAAGAUAUUUACCGAAGACCUUCCAGAGGUGGAGGCUCUACCCCGAGAUCAAGUUCUUGGCUUCUUAUUAGAGAAUUUUAAGAGUCUGGCUGUACCUUAUCUGGAGCACAUCAUCCAUUUCUGGGAAGAGACAGGCUCUCGCUUCCACAACUGCCUGAUCCAGCUGUACUGCGAGAAGGUGCAGGGGUUGAUGAAGGAGUACCUCCUGUCCUGCCCUGAAGGCAAAACCCCAGUCCCUGCUGGAGAGGAAGAGGGGGAGCUGGGAGAAUACCGGCAGAAGCUGCUCAUGUUCUUGGAGAUUUCUAGCUACUAUGAUCCAGGACGGCUUAUCUGCGAUUUUCCUUUUGAUGGCCUCUUAGAAGAGCGAGCACUCCUGCUGGGGCGCAUGGGGAAGCACGAGCAAGCUCUUUUCAUCUAUGUCCAUGUUUUGAAGGACACUAGGAUGGCAGAGGAGUACUGCCACAAACAUUAUGACCAAAGCAAAGAUGGCAACAAAGAUGUGUAUCUGUCCCUGCUUCGGAUGUACCUGUCGCCCCCCAGUAUUCACUGUCUUGGGCCAAUGAAGUUAGAGUUGUUGGAACCACAGGCCAACCUUCAGGCUGCCCUACAGGUCCUUGAGCUUCACCACAGCAAGCUGGACACCACCAAGGCCAUCAACCUUCUGCCAGCAAACACUCAGAUUAACGAUAUCCGCAUCUUUCUGGAAAAGGUGUUAGAAGAAAAUGCACAAAAGAAACGGUUCAAUCAAGUGCUCAAGAACCUCCUCCAUGCUGAGUUUCUGAGGGUGCAGGAAGAGCGGAUUCUGCACCAGCAGGUGAAGUGCAUCAUCACAGAGGAGAAGGUGUGCAUGGUGUGCAAGAAGAAGAUUGGGAACAGUGCAUUUGCAAGAUAUCCCAAUGGAGUGGUCGUGCACUACUUCUGUUCUAAAGAGGUAAAUGCAGCCGACACCUGAACCCAGCAUCUGAGCAUGCAGCAGUGGACAGCAUGGCUACACCAGAAAGGGGACGGAGCAGCCAGCCUGAGAGUCAGGGCCUGACACCACGUCACCCCGUUUGACACUACUGGCUUCCAUGUACCCUGGAGCAUCUCUGACUUAAUUAGACUCGUGGUCUGGCCUUGCCAGCUUUUUAAUAGAAAAAGAUUAGUAGUACCUUCCACCAUUGUGUUGCGGGCAGUCCCAGAGAAUUCAUACCUGCUUGGACCAGAGACCACCGUCUUGCCUUCGCGUACCACUCACCUGGGAAAGGAGACUCCUCCCAAAUGUCCGCACGCAGAGUUGUUCGCUAGAGUUCACCGAGAGCUGCUUCAGCAAGACUGCCUGGAGAGCCCUGCAGGAGGACAGAAGCAGAGCCCCUCAAGCCAUGGAGACUGUCCUAUCAGUGCUUUCUCCACGGAAACUGUACCCUUCCUACCCUGAGCACUCGAUGCUUGUCUCUUCAGUUGUCAAAAAAGUUCUCUUUUUACUUUUCACUGUUCAUUUUUCCCCACUUUAUCCUUCCUCACGGCACCACCCAGGUUCUCUUCCGCUCCAAGGAUACCAGGAUUAGCUAAUAUUUAAAUGAGUUAAAGUGAGAGGCAUGAGGGAGUCUGGGUCCCUGAGAACACACCAAAGUGGUCAGGUAUGUUGUGAUUAGGUCCCUUUGGCUGUGCACUGUCUGCCCAGAAGCUUAGAAGAGCACCCACCGUGUGCCCAGGAAGGGACCUUGGUGCCUCCCCAUGGGGGACUGGCUGGCAUGGCACAUGGUGUGUGGCCUGAGAUACAUCUUGCAGAGGUACCUGCUCCUGCCUCACUCCUUAGCUGCUUGAGCAGGCUGGUUAGCUUUGAGGAGUGGAGUUCUGUAGGUUUUGGAUGCCUUGCUCUGUUUCAGAAGCUCUGGCCCUCACUCCUGGCUUUGUUCUCUAAGGAUUGGAGAAUGGCACUGAUAAGGUGCAGGAAGGUGGAUCCUGGGCACGCUGGGAAUGGUCAGGUCAGGAACUUUUAGCAAUGUGAUGCUGAGCAUGUUUGUGAGGUAUCCAGGGAUGGCAGAGAGCAGGGGGGAUGGCAGAGAGCAGGGCAGAUGGCAGGCGGGGCCUACACUGGUCUACAUGGGAACUCACCACCAGCUCCGUGGGGCUUGUGGGGGCCCUGCCUGUCAGGUGGAGCAUGGGUGGGGCCUAGCACAACAUGCUGCACAGGAUGUACAGCCUGCACUGUCCUCCCCGAGCUUUGUGUGGACCUGCAGUCUUCCUGCCUCAAUGCCUUUAAGAGCAGUGAGGGUCGUGACGGUGCCAAACACUGAUGCUGCCCAAUAGCCUGGCCUUGACUGUACCGAAGCCUUGGUAAGCCUCACUGCCAUGCUGUGCUGUGGACUCACCCAGUGGGUGAGAGUGGAUGAGGCUGCCCUGGGCAAGCUCUUAGAGAGGUCAGAAGAGACCCAAGGGAGCACGUUCAUAGCUGUGGGGGCCUGCUCAGGUCUGCAAGCCCUGUGGAACAGCACCACAGCUACCUGUGAGAAGCAGCAGACCAAGUUUCCUCCAUGGAGUCCCUGGGGACCCCACUUUGGGGCUGGAACUUCCCUGUCAUGCAAGCCCUGCCUUCCUGGCUGCUGUGCUGUAGCUUCUGUUUUCAUGACCUGUGUGUGACACAAUAGAGUGUGUUCUCUUUCCAGCCCACUUCUCCAGGCUCCACUCUUCCUUUCCUGGAGACCUGGAGAAGCUGGAGACAGCCAUGUCAUAGCAGCACUAAUGGAGCUCUCAUAACUCUCAAAUAAACAUUACCAAGAA